Bemisia tabaci is the source of this 2559-nucleotide messenger RNA. RefSeq lists its product as uncharacterized. Lineage: Eukaryota; Metazoa; Arthropoda; Insecta; Hemiptera; Aleyrodidae. The record is from RefSeq and is a predicted model, not a curated record.
AAGCUCCCCUCCCUCCAGAAACUUUCAAUCCACCUUGCUCACCUGUCCUUGGCAUGCACGUCAUACGCACAGGUGUAUGCAACCCCUAGCGAAACCACCCCUCCUCCGCCGUGACCGCCAAUCAGCGCCGCCCUCAGCGUGUUUCCCCUCGCCUUCGCGGGCUAUUACCGAUGCGUGCUACCCCCGUCCGCUCUCCGCUGUGAUUCACACACCCCCUCCAACUGAUCCUCCGAUCCGACACCCUUAACUCACCUGCGGCGCGAUCAGGGUAGAUCAGUUAUCAUUUCGAUCUUGAUCAGUUCGCACUGAAGAUCCAAUUCCGUCUCUAGCUCGCUCUUGUGUUUCCGAAUUUUUAUUUUGCGUUGCCGUUCGUAAUCUAGGUUGAGAUUUUAGUGAACGAAUUUGCGUCUUAAAGUACUUGUGUCUUCGAACUGUAUUGCUCAUCACGUGAUCGGUAUUUUCGGCACUCGUUUCCGAUUUCGCUAAUCAAUCGGUAAUUUCUCAAGUGUGUCUGUUCCAUUGACUGUUCCUCCGAUUUUCCGUCCUGUGCCUUAUAUUUGACUUAAUUACCGGGGUUUAUUUGUGCGACGAACUUUGUUUUAUGUUUAUUUCUUGUCAACGGCAAUAUCCGAUAUUGACCUGGCUUUCCUCGCUGUGAACGGUUUUUUGGUACUAGUGAAAAGAUAUUGGCCGACGAUGUCUUCCGAGUGGAUUUCGGACGUGAUAAUCAACGAUUUGGAAUUGAUUCAAGCCGUGCAAGAACACCGUCAUUUGUACGACAAGAGGGACUUGAACUUCUACAACAGCAAGCUUGUCGAUGCAACUUGGGCGCAGAUUGGAAAGCAGUUCGCCGAUGACUUUGGCUGGGCGUGUCAGUGGAGAUGGACGUCUUUACGAAACCAGUAUCGAGAUGCCGUAAGAAGACGAAGGUUCUUGGAAGUGGCCAGAAUGCCGUCCGCGCCUAAAUGGAAAUACGAGGAUGCUAUGUCGUUCCUGGAGCCGCAUCUUACGGAAAAUCGACCGCAGCCAACCCCAACGCCGGUUCCUGAAAGCGACGAUGCGAAAGUCCAGGUUCCUCAAUGGCGCAGAGUCUCCGAGCUUGUAGCUCUAUUCAAAGGCGGCACCGUUGUAGACGGAAAGCCAUCAAGAAAGUCAGCUCCCGCCUUCCCCGGUACACCAGAUAGCGCCAUAUCAGCCAAGGCCUACCUGCCGGCCAAACUCCCAGACCUCGUGCCCGCAACCCCCGUAGCACCCGAACCAGAAUCACCGCCAAGCAGCGAACCUGAUUCCGAAGACCUGAUCCCCACGGUGCCCAAACUCACCCCCGAGUCCGAGGACUCCGAGGAUUCGGGCUUCGAACCGGAACUGGCCGUCGAGGUGAAUCCGGAAUCCGAGAGCUCCGAGGUUUCCACGUCGGCGUCUUCGAGCGAGAAGGUGCCCGAGCGAGUGCAGAUGCCCACCAGGUUCCUGCAUCCCCAUCUGAUGCGCAAUUUCCGGCAUCGCAUCCCGACGACGGCUGUCCAGCGUGACGUCAUCAAGAAACCCGCGCCGCCGCCGGUCCCGGUGAUUCCGCGCGUGUGUCAGGUCCAGAAUGCUCCAGUGACGUCACGAGGUUUGACCUGCGCCAUGCCCAACCCCCGACCCGCCAACGUUGGCACUGUCGCCGGUGCCCUCAAGUGGGUGCUUUCGAGGAAGAAGACCGCCAAGGCUCUCCAGCGGUGAUGUGUUUUGCCUUCUGCCUGUUCAUUUCAGAAAGGCCGCAAUUCCAAUCUCCGACUCUACCAAAAUAAUAUUGUUCCCAUUUAAUCACUGUCGUCUCCUGACGCAGAGAAGAUGUAGAAGUUGUAUUCUAGUAAAUUCAGGGACUUACAUGAUUUGCAAAGAAUUUUGUUGCGGCAAGUCUGUCGCAUACUAGGCUGGUGGAUGUCUACUUCGAAUGGUAUGUUAUUAUCUGAAUGAGGACCCUGCGUAUUAAAGUACAAAUCUUCAUAUUUUUAAUUUAUGUAGAAUGUGUUUCCCGUUGAGUAUGCUCUGAAUCUUGUAAAUCCGACGAGGACUUACAAUUGAUCCUGAAUUUCCGGUUGGAAUACUGUAAAUUGGUAGGUGAUCGGCUUUCAGAGGGUAGGAUGGACAGCUUUGGGGUACCAGAUGACUCCUUCAUUAUUUGUCCCGGGUGUCAGAGCACCUUUUGUAAAUGGUUUUACGCUUCUGUGAUACUGAGUAGGGUCGUUCUCUUAAUUUUGUAGCAUGUCCCCACGAGCUUUCUUCGAUUCUCAAGCUUUCGUUGUCGGUAUCUCCAAAGUUCAUGUAUACCUCUUUGUUUUCAGAAUUUUAAGGCGAGCAUUUAACUGCUUUUGCUCUGAGUCAAUUUCCCUAACUUUUACGUAACAUGUACCCGUGUCUAGUGUUAAUAAUACUGUUAUUAGGUUGUAUACUUUGUACAGUGUAAAUAAAUGUAUCCUAAUGGAUUGUUAUAUUGAAUCUUGAAAUCGAUGGCGUUUCGACUUUUGUAUUUCCAUAUGUAUUCUUGUAAUAUACUGUUUGUUUUUAUGAAAAAGA